AUGGCGGGCUUCGUGAGGGAGCUGGAGCGGCGGGCCGGGCCGGCGCUGCGGCUGGAGCAGCGGGCGGCCGGCGGCGUGGGCUGUGUGGUGUGGGACGCCGCGCUGGUGCUCGCCAAGUUCCUGGAGACCGGCGCCUGCCCCCUCGCCCGUCGCCACGUCCUGGAGCUGGGCGCGGGCACCGGCGCCGUCGGCAUCAUGGCAGCCACGCUGGGGGCGAACGUGACGGUCACAGACCUGGAGGAGCUGCAGGAGCUGUUGAUGGUUAAUAUUGAGAAUAACAAGCACCUGGUCACAGGGUCCGUCCGAGCCAAGGUACUGAAAUGGGGUGAAGAUGUAACAGAAUUUCAGCCUCCCCCUGAUUAUAUACUCAUGGCUGAUUGCAUUUACUAUGAGGAGUCCUUGGAGCCCUUGCUGAAGACCCUGAAGGACCUGACAGGCCCUGACACUUGUGUCCUGUGCUGCUAUGAACAGAGGACUAUGGGGAAGAACCCUGAAAUUGAGAGAAAAUACUUUGAACUGCUCCAGAGGGACUUUGAGCUGGAGAAGAUUCCCCUGGAGAGGCACGACGAGGAGUAUCGGAGCGAGGACAUCCACAUCGUGAGCAUCCACAGGAAGCAGGUGAAUUUCCCAUCGUGAGAUCUUUGAGCACAGGAUGGGUUCCCUGGCAGAGCUCUGGAGCAGCGGGGAUGGGAUAACACCACAGAGGGACUGUCUGCGCUGUGCUUGUGACUCCUCUGCACGGAGCAGCUUCUGGCUGGCCCACUCGGCAGCCGAGGUGGCUGACAGCGCCUUCCGGCCGGACAGCUGCGGGCUGCCCGUGUCUGCGGCCCGGGGAGGCGGGGAAUGGAGCCGGGCCAGCGGC
This is a messenger RNA of Agelaius phoeniceus (red-winged blackbird), 862 nucleotides long. RefSeq names its product valosin containing protein lysine methyltransferase (gene VCPKMT). The record is from RefSeq and is a predicted model, not a curated record. Lineage: Eukaryota; Metazoa; Chordata; Aves; Passeriformes; Icteridae. Gene Ontology annotation, biological process: peptidyl-lysine trimethylation. Gene Ontology annotation, cellular component: cytosol; protein-containing complex.